AAAGAUGUGGAAAAGACAUGUACAGACAAUUCACAAUGAUAUUUAAUUUGCUAUUAAACAGAAAUGCAAAAUAAAAUGCCAUGGAUAUACUACUACUCACUUAUAUCAGUGAAAAUUAAAAAGUAUGCCACAUUAUGUCGAAAACGGGAAAUAAGCACUCACCUUAAUUUUUGGUGGGAAAGCAAAAAUGAGCCUGAGAUUCAGGGGAGGGAAUAACCUGGAUGUGUAGAUUUGGGAAUCUGUGUUUACAGGAAAAUGGACAGAGUUAGGGAGAGAGAACACGUGGACUGAGAAGAGCUGAGGCUCAGGCACGGCUACACAAGGUGGCAUUGCGGCUCCCUGGCGGGACCAGCACCACGACUCUAGAGUCAGGAGGAGCUAGUCUUGAAAGCGGACUGUGGGGCUAUGUGGUGCUUUAGGCAAAAUCUGGCACCUUCCUUGUGAUCAGCUGCCACAACUGGGGAUAAUGGGCAUCUCAGAGGGAUGCUGAGCGAGGACCCGAGAUGCUCCAGGUAAAGCACCUGCAGUCAGGAAGCCUCUCCACUCCUGCUUUAUCAGUAAUGCCUCCUUCUCCAACUACCACCACCCCCCGCCUGCCCCCACCUUCUGGAGCUGUCGGGUCCCUCUGGGCUGGGGGCGAGGGAGUGGGGCGGAGGACCUGGCUCAGGUGACGUGACGCUCACAUGACCGGCUGGGCGCCAACGUGGGCAGCAACCCCCAUGCCCGCCCUGCCUGAGCAGAACCAGUUCCCAGAGCUGCCCGGGCGAGGGGCGAGAGGGCUUAGGCGAGCCCAAGGAGGUGCAGACCUGGCCCAGGCCCCACAGGUCAGUGUGAAGGUGGCCACUGCUGGCGUCCCGGGCAGGGGUGGAAGCUGAUGGGACUAGGAUCCAGGAGCAGCGGGGAGAGAUGGGGAGAGAGGAGGGGGUCCCGAGAUGAAUGUGGAGAACGGCGAGGCGCAAUGUGGGUAGGUGGCCCCGUGUCCUCCUCGACGGCCCUCCUCUGUGCCUUCAACCCAUUUUUGAGCCUGAAAUUGCUAGGGUUGGGCGGGGGGAGAUGCGCCCCCGCAGUGCAACGGUGAAACGUAGACAAAUUCUGAAAAUAAUUCCCUUUCACACUCUGAGCCCAGGAGGAAAUAACUGACCUCACGUAAAGGGGUGGGGAUGCGGCGGGUUGCUUGCGCGGGAGGAAGACACAGACCCAAAAUAGUUUGGAAAGCAUCCUGGUCUAGUGCCUGUGGCCUGAGAAGUAAUGGUGGCUGGGAUGCAGGAGAGGUAGGGGGAAAAUUGUAGGAUGAGGAGGGCCCGGAUUCAGGAAAGGGACCCCAGCCCAUGGACCGUGCAGUCCCUCUCUGUCUUCUGUCUGUCUGCAGGUCUGCAUGUCUGUUCCCAACACUCUGCAAGGCUAGAAAAGGAGGAGAAACCUGGCCAGAAUCCCUGCAAGUCAGUGAAAAAUAAGAGGGCACUGGACAGGCAUGGGUCUUGGGGGCACAGCUUUGGCAGCAUUUUAAGGCCCCACUUCCCAUCCCCCCACCAGAUAAAAUAUAUACCCUCCCUGCCACGCUAAAGGAUGGUACAAGGUGGUAGGGCCUUCCAGGGAAUGGUUGGCUCUCAGUGCAGGAGGAAUGGUGGGGUAAAGGGUAGGCAGAAGGCACGCUAGGCCCGGCCAGGUCAGGGGACCACUGACGCGGGUCAGAUGCCAGUGCUGUCCAGACCUGCCUUCCACCCAAGCCCGCAGUCUCCCUUGUCUCCUCUUUGUCUCUUCUCCACCCCCACCUUCACCCCCAGGACAGGAAGGGGAGGGGACAUCUCAACAUGGAAAAACUGCAAUGAAAAUGAAGGAAAGUUGGAAAGUGAGGGAAAGCCAGAAGAUGAAGUAGAGCCUGAAAAUGAAGGAAAGUCAAAUGAGAAAGAAAAGCCAGAAGUGGUGGGGAAGUCAGAAUAGGAAUGAGAGCUCCAGAAUGAGGGACAGCCAGACGAGGGGAGACAACCUGCACAUGAGGGACAACCAGCAGAUGAGGGGAAGCAAGAAAAGCAGGGCAAGUUCGAAGCUGAGGGAAACGCACUCAAGGGAAAGCCAGGGUCCCAGGCAAAGUCAGAGAGCCAGUCGCGUGCUGCCAAAAAGUGCCCUGCUGAAGAUUAUGUGCCCCAGAAGGCAAAAAGAAAAAAGGAGGAUUCCCCCAAGGACUAUCGGGACAACUUACAGGAAAGGCAUCUGGAGGAGAUACUGAGAGAAUGUGGAGAUCUGUCAAUGGCUCAGCUUGAAGAGCUAAGGAAAAGACAGAAAUUGGGUGGAUUUCAUUGGAUACAAAGAAAUGUACAGGAUCUAUUCACCCCAAGGGGGCAAUGGGGUGUCAAGGGAACGAAGGGAGGAGGGAGGAGCCAAAGGGGCAUACAUGAUAUCCCAUAUCUUUAAUGCCUUGGCAUUUGAUUCUGGUUUCUUUGAUGAGAAUAUCACUGACACUGCUUUCCCUGGCAGGCACUUGCCAGGCU
This is a messenger RNA of Capra hircus (goat), 2489 nucleotides long. RefSeq names its product transcription elongation factor A like 3 (gene TCEAL3). The record is from RefSeq and is a predicted model, not a curated record. Lineage: Eukaryota; Metazoa; Chordata; Mammalia; Artiodactyla; Bovidae.